Ceratotherium simum simum (southern white rhinoceros) is the source of this 2691-nucleotide messenger RNA. It is a transcript of the gene GYS2, whose product is annotated as glycogen synthase 2. Gene Ontology annotation, cellular component: cytoplasm. Gene Ontology annotation, molecular function: alpha-1,4-glucan glucosyltransferase (UDP-glucose donor) activity. Gene Ontology annotation, biological process: glycogen biosynthetic process. The record is from RefSeq and is a predicted model, not a curated record. NCBI's taxonomy places the organism in Eukaryota, Metazoa, Chordata, Mammalia, Perissodactyla, Rhinocerotidae.
UGGGUUGUUUAGGUAAAUACUGAUACUGAUUGGCGAUACUGUCCUCACUGGACCUGCCCAGGCAAACUGUAAAGAGGAGCUGAGAAUUCCUCUUGAAUUUCGAGUUCUCUGGGAAGCACGUCAGAUUUCAUUCAGUUGGUUUAUUCCUGUGAGAAGCUACCAAAGCCUAAUCCACCAGCUCUGAACCUCCGCGUCUCUAAACCACACUGUUCCUGGGAUUUCAGUUAACUGAAGGAGGGAUUCAAAAAAGUUUCAGAGGACUGGAAGAAGAAUGCUCCGGGGCAGAUCCUUAUCCGUGACAUCCCUGGGGGGCCUUCCACAGUGGGAAGUCGAAGAACUUCCAGUGGAGGACUUACUGCUCUUUGAAGUCGCUUGGGAAGUGACCAAUAAAGUUGGUGGCAUCUAUACUGUGAUUCAGACGAAGGCCAAAACAACAGCAGACGAAUGGGGAGACAAUUAUUUUCUGAUUGGUCCCUAUUUUGAGCAUAAUAUGAAGACUCAGGUGGAACAGUGUGAACCUGUAAAUGAUGCUGUUAGAAGAGCAGUGGACACAAUGAAUAAACAUGGCUGCCAGGUGCACUUUGGAAGAUGGCUGAUAGAGGGGAGUCCUUAUGUGGUGCUCUUUGACAUAGGCUCUUCGGCUUGGAAUCUGGACAGGUGGAAAGGUGACCUUUGGGAGGCAUGCAGUGUCGGCAUCCCUUAUCACGACCGAGAAGCCAAUGAUAUGUUGAUAUUUGGAUCUUUAACUGCCUGGUUCUUAAAAGAGGUGACAGAUCACACAGAUGGGAAACAUGUCAUUGCCCAAUUCCACGAAUGGCAGGCCGGAAUUGGACUGAUCCUUUCUCGAGCUCGGAAACUUCCUAUCGCUACAAUAUUUACCACCCACGCCACACUGCUUGGGAGGUACCUCUGUGCAGCAAACAUUGAUUUCUACAACCAUCUGGAUAAGUUUAACAUAGACAAAGAGGCCGGGGAAAGGCAGAUUUAUCAUCGGUAUUGCAUGGAGCGAGCCUCAGUCCAUUGUGCUCACGUGUUCACCACAGUUUCUGAGAUAACAGCAAUAGAGGCAGAACAUAUGCUGAAGAGAAAGCCUGAUGUAAUCACUCCAAAUGGCUUGAAUGUUAAAAAAUUUUCAGCAGUACAUGAGUUUCAAAAUCUGCAUGCCACGUACAAGGCCAGGAUCCAAGAUUUUGUUCGAGGUCAUUUCUAUGGUCAUCUGGACUUUGAUCUUGAAAAGACUUUGUUCCUUUUCAUUGCUGGGAGGUACGAGUAUUCAAACAAAGGAGCUGACAUCCUCCUAGAAUCCUUAUCCAGGCUGAAUUUCCUGCUGAGGAUGCAUAAAAGUGACGUCACUGUGGUGGUGUUUUUCAUUAUGCCUGCCAAAACAAAUAAUUUCAACGUGGAAACCCUGAAGGGCCAGGCAGUGAGAAAACAGCUCUGGGACAUUGCACAUUCUGUGAAGGAAAAGUUUGGAAAGAAACUCUAUGAUGCAUUAUUAAGAGGAGAAAUUCCUGACAUGAACAAGAUUUUGGAUCGAGAUGAUCUAACAAUUAUGAAAAGAGCCAUCUUUUCAACUCAGCGACAGUCUUUGCCUCCAGUGACCACUCACAACAUGAUUGAUGACUCCACUGACCCCAUCCUCAGCACUAUUAGACGGAUCGGGCUUUUCAACAGCCGCACAGACAGAGUCAAGGUGAUUUUGCACCCAGAGUUCCUUUCCUCCACCAGCCCCUUAUUACCCAUGGAUUAUGAAGAGUUUGUCCGAGGUUGUCAUCUUGGAGUAUUUCCAUCAUACUAUGAACCAUGGGGCUAUACUCCAGCUGAAUGCACUGUGAUGGGCAUCCCCAGUGUGACAACCAACCUCUCCGGCUUUGGCUGUUUCAUGCAGGAGCACGUGGCUGAUCCGACUGCAUACGGUAUUUACAUUGUUGACAGGCGGUUCUGCUCUCCGGAUGAUUCUUGCAACCAGCUGACCAAGUUUCUCUAUGGAUUUUGCAAACAGUCACGCCGCCAAAGAAUUAUCCAGAGGAACCGAACUGAGAGGCUCUCAGAUCUUCUGGAUUGGAGAUAUUUGGGCAGAUAUUACCAGCAUGCCAGGCACCUGACAUUAAGCAGAGCUUUUCCAGAUAAAUUCCAUAUGGAACCUACAUCACCACCAACGACAGAAGGAUUUAAAUAUCCCAGGCCUUCCUCAGUACCGCCUUCCCCUUCAGGGUCUCAGGCCUCCAGUCCUCAGAGCAGUGAUGUGGAAGAUGAAGAUGAAGAUGAGAGAUACAAUGAGGAAGAUGAGGCCGAAAGGGAUCGGUUAAAUAUCAAGUCACCGUUCUCUCUGGGUCAUGUUCACGGUAGGAAGAAGAAGCUGCAUGGUGAAUUCAAGAACUGAAUUCCACACUUUCUGGACACAGCUCACUUAGUAAGAACAUAGUAAGAAUGAUUAUUUAAAGAGAUGAAAAUACCGCAAAUUUCAUUUUCUUCUUCUAAGUAUUACCGUGGAAUUUAUUCUCUGCCUAAAAAGUAGAGGAGAUUAAGUGAACGGCAAUUUUGUAAUUUAUAAUAAAGUUCAAGUUAUUUUCCACAACUCCUUUUUCCCCAGUAAAUUUAGGCGUAAGGAAGAGUGUUAAUUCAGGGAGGAAGACUGGGAGUGUUUUUAAAAUGGUUAAUUUAAAUAAGCAAUAAGAAUUUUCAUUUACU